CGAGAAAAUGACAUAAAAUUGUACAGACCUAGCUAAAGUACAAUUUCUAUCCAGUUAUCCUGUAGUUGCUAUAAUAGUGCGCAUGCGUUAUGGCACAGCAUGAUGCUGCAAACAGACCCCGUGCAUUCUCCUGACAAGAAACGACCCCGUGGAUUUUGGCUGCGUAGUCUUGACAACUGGAAAACAAAGAGAUAUCACAGUCCUGGACAUGGAAGUUUGGAUUGUAGACGGUUUGAUUGGCUUCUUGCAAUCUCCUGGAUGGACAUCUCCUAUCAAUAAUUUUAUUGAUAAGAACUGUGUUGUGUUCAAUCCAGGAGAUGAGGACAAGUUCGUCUACGUCGACAUUCACAAUCACUACAACACGUUGGUCGAUCAACUGCUUAGUAAGUUCACAGCUGAGCUUGGAAUCACAGCGGAGCAGUUGGGACACGCCUGUGUGCAGAGUCAAACCUUGGGGGCAUUAUAUCAAAAGCCAUUGGAGCAAGUGUUAGCAGCUGAGAAUGUUGUGCUAUUUAACUCUCUAAUGGUGCAAAGAAAUAUUGAUCUCGAAUUCCAAGCACUUGAACUUCUUAAAACCCAGCUUGGACAUGCCCCGGAUGCUUACGACCCAAAUUUGCUUCCACCCACUGCUCCUCUUGAUAAAAAUCUAAGCAACGAAGAAGAAAUAAUUCAACAAGCCUUGAAAGAGUCAAAGAGAGAAUUUGAAGCCCAAAAAUCUCUAGAUGAAGAAGAGAUGGAGAAGCUGAUCAAUAUUGCCACCAAUGAGAGCUUGAGGCUUUUGAAAGCAUCUGAGAAAGAGAAGCAGUUGAAAUUUGAAACUUCUUUCGACAAGAAGAAAAGUACUCUAGAGAAGCAAUCAGUUAAAACUUCACCGAAAACAACACAACAAGCACCUUUAGUUUCCAUGUCCCCAGAUUCUGAGAAAGAAAAGCAGCCGAAAUUUGAAACUUCUUUCGAUAAGAAGAAAACUACCCUAGAGAAGCAAUCAGUCAAAACUUCACUGAAAACAACACAACAAGCACCUUUAGUUUCCAUGUCCCCAAUGCAUGCAGUGUCCACUUCCACAUCAGAGGCAGCCUCUAUGUGGUUACGAAGUGCCAAAAAUGAGUACGAGCAGGCCGAGGAACAACAAAAAGUUUCAGUACAAUUACCUUCUGAUCUUAAAAGCAGGGAGGCAUAUCUCAAACGGCAACGUGAUCACUUACUUAAAAUUAAGCGGCAAGCUAGAGCCAGGGACCUGGAUUCCUACAACACAACUAAGAAAAAAACACCUCCAAUGUCUCGCCCAGCAACACACACUUCUGACCAAAGUGCUGGAUCUGUUGUCAAGCCAAUAGAACAUGCUAUAAAGGAGAAGAAAGUUCACACAGGAGUGCUAUGCAAUGUCAUAGCACGAAAAAUGAAAGAAUACCAACAUUGACUGUAGGACAAUCCAUUCAACUCCAUAGACCAUUAUAAUUAUAAUUAUAAUUAUGAUUGAUGUAUUAAAAUUAUUGAAAAACUAAAACUUUUGACAUUCCA
Halichondria panicea is the source of this 1521-nucleotide messenger RNA. Its product is annotated as cilia- and flagella-associated protein 36-like. Gene Ontology annotation, cellular component: axoneme; ciliary base. Lineage: Eukaryota; Metazoa; Porifera; Demospongiae; Suberitida; Halichondriidae. The transcript is spliced from 5 exons. The coding region runs from base 209 to 1420 and encodes 403 amino acids. The record is from RefSeq and is a predicted model, not a curated record.